Messenger RNA from Vollenhovia emeryi, 5695 nucleotides. RefSeq names its product leucine-rich repeats and immunoglobulin-like domains protein 3. Lineage: Eukaryota; Metazoa; Arthropoda; Insecta; Hymenoptera; Formicidae. The record is from RefSeq and is a predicted model, not a curated record. The coding region runs from base 322 to 3153 and encodes 943 amino acids. The transcript has 14 exons. Gene Ontology annotation, molecular function: protein binding.
GUCGUCCCGUAGGCGUCAUCAUGGUGCUUGGGUCGCAGCGUUCUCGAGGGUGAAUCCGAGAGGAGUUUGUUUUGAAUCGAUAACGACGCGGGUAACAUCGCAUCUUCCCUGGUAUUAUGGUAACUCGCCCAGCCGCCGGGCACGCCGAUUUCAUCCCUACGACCCCACGGCGAUGAUGCGGCGCGGCAGCGGUGAGCGUUGUCGCGCAACCGUGUAAGCCGAGCGGCGGACUCUGGUACGCGGUGGUGUGUGUGUGUGGUGUGUGCGUGCGUGCGGGUGCGUGCGCGCGCGUACGCGUUGCGUGCGUGCGUAUUGUGCGCGAUGUCGAGGUGCUCGGCGAAGCAUCGUCGCCUCGCGCGUCGGCUCGGGCGGAGAUGGAGCGCCGCGUUUCUGCUGCUGGUCGCCGCACUGAGCGUGCCGUCGACCUACGCCGAGUCGAGCGACAACACGUACCCCUGCCCGGUCGAGUGCUCCUGUCUGGGCAACCUGGUCGCCUGCAGCGAGCUGCAGCUGAUCGAGGCACCUAGCGGACUGCCACCGUGGACAGAGAAUUUAGAGUUAAAGGACAACAAUAUUGCUAACUUGGAAUUCGAUUCAUUGCUUCAUUUAACAAGACUAAAAAAAUUAGAUGUAAGUGCUAAUAAACUCGGAGAUAAUUUUACUAUUGCCUUGUCAGACGUUGCGCAACUACGCGAACUUAAAGUGAACAAAAAUCACUUGACGCAAGUGCCAGAACUUGUAUUUGUUAAGAAUAUUAAUCAGCUUUCACUAUCCCACAACUUAAUUACUAGUAUAAAUGGGACUGCAUUGUAUAGCUUACAUCAGCUUCAAUACCUGGAUCUCAGUGGGAAUAAAAUAAGUGUCCUUCACAGGGGUUCCUUCCUCGCUCCUAAUCAACUUAUACAUUUGAACCUAAAUGGAAAUCACAUGAGAAUCAUCGAAAAUGGAAGUUUGGAUAAUCUAACUUUAUUAGAGGAACUCCGUUUAAACAAGAACAAUUUGACACAGCUGAAAGAUCUUUUCAUGAAUUUGGGAAAAUUGCGAAUAUUGGAGGUGAAUAGAAAUAAUCUACAACAAAUACACGGUUUAAGCCUGAAGAAUUUGAAGAGCCUGAAGGAAUUAUAUCUAAAAAGAAACAGAAUUGACAAAUUGGACGAUGGAGCUUUCUGGCCGCUUAAAACUUUAAAACUACUACAGCUCGAUUUUAAUAUGUUGACCAUUAUAAAGAAGGGAGGUUUGUUCGGUUUAGAACAUUUGCAAAAGCUGACUCUGUCACACAAUCGGAUUUCGACGAUCGAGCCUCAAGCAUGGGAUGUGUGCAGAGAGAUAGUAGAGCUAGACUUGUCACACAAUGAAUUGACCUCUAUAGAUCGGGGCUCGUUCGAAUAUCUCACGAAGCUCGAGAAGCUUAAGUUAGAUCACAAUCAAAUUGCAUACGUCUCGGAUGGAGCGUUUAAUUUUACGACAAACCUUCGUAUCCUGGAACUUAAUUCGAACAAGAUAUCCUAUAUGGUAGAGGAUAUCAACGGCGCGUUCUCUCCGCUCAGUCAGUUGUGGAAAUUGGGCUUAGCGCACAACAGAAUAAAAUCCAUAAAUCAAAACGCUUUUACCGGUCUGAGUCAUCUUGUCGAACUCGACUUAAUCGGAAACAACAUUACGUCUAUUCAAGAAAAUGCGUUCCUUUCAAUGUCUAAUCUGAGCAAACUUAAGAUGAACACCGGAGCUUUGGUUUGCGACUGUGGACUUCAAUGGCUAAGCAUGUGGUUGCGAGAACAUCCUUACAAAGAGGCUGAACUACACUGCGGUUAUCCACAUUGGUUGCAGGGCAUGUCGUUAACUCAAUUACAUCAUGCGAACUUUACUUGCGAUGAGUAUCCGAAACCACGGAUCGUUCAAGAACCCGUGAGCAAAAUGGGCAUCAAAGGUGACAACGUGAAACUGGUUUGUCGCGCAACCAGCACCGCUGACACUCCGCUCCAUUUUACCUGGAAGCACGACAACGUAGAGUUGGACGACGCGAAUCUGCUGACCAAUCUCAGUUCCUCCGAGAGCGGAGUAACCGAGGCAACAUCCAUUUUGUAUCUUAUUAAUAUUACCCAUGCUAACGCAGGAAGAUAUCAGUGCAUGGUGACGAACACUUAUGGAACCACAUACUCUGCCAAAGCCAAACUAAGCGUAUUAGUUUAUCCAUCGUUUUCCAAAAUUCCGCACGACAUACGAGUGAAUGCUGGAAGCACUGCCCGUUUGGAGUGCUCCGCCCAGGGGCAACCGUCCCCGCAGAUAGCCUGGCAGAAGGAUGGUGGAAACGAUUUCCCAGCUGCGAGGGAAAGACGAAUGCACAUGAUGCCGACGGACGACGUGUUGUUUAUAAUAAACGUGAAAAUGGCCGAUAGCGGAAUUUACUCGUGCACCGCGCAAAAUCUGGCUGGUGUUAUCGUUGCAAACGCUACCCUUACCAUACUAGAAACACCGUCCUUCGUAAAGCCGAUGGAGGACAAAGAAAUCACGGUGGGCGGCUCGAUUGUGCUCGAAUGCAUGGCCAGCGGCUCGCCGCGUCCGAAAUUGUCAUGGCGAAAGAACGCUAGCCCGCUGCAAGCAACGGAACGUCAUUUCUUCACCGCGGGGGAUCAGCUCUUGAUCAUCGUCAACACAAUCACGAGUGACGAGGGCAGUUACGAGUGCGAGAUGAGUAAUUCGCUAGGCAGUAUCGUCGGCACGUCGCAUCUCACGGUCAAGCCGGCGCCGGUUUCCACACUGAACGAAUCCGAGAUACUGGGCUUGAUAAUAAUAACCGUCGUAUGUUGCGCCGUCAUCACUUCCGUGGUUUGGGUGCUCGUAAUUUAUAAAACCAGACGCCAAUUGAAUCCCACGCAAGACACCGCCGCGCAACCAAUGACAACCGUUAUACUUACCGUACCGGAGGUACAAACGCAGCUGUACCUAGACACGAGUUCGCAGCACAGCAAAGACAGUGGGACCGGAGACAGCACUAAUCCCAGUAACGAUCAGCUACAACUGUGCUUGCCCGAGGAGGUCGUGACGAGCUGUACCAAUAACGAGGAAGAAACGGGAACUCUAAACGUCAACGAUCCUCUCUUGCAUUACACGAAUCACGAGCGACAUGCGAGUGAAAAUGCCGAUAGCGCGGUCUGAAAGGGAAACGCGGGCCGACGCGUGAGUAAGCGGAGUUAACGCGUCGCGUUACCGCAGCGUGAGUAUUCGUGUGAUCGCGGCUUUUCUUUAUAAAUCAGGAUAUAAAUAUUCUGCAAGUCGUGUACAUUAACGAGCCGCAGUAUUAUGAGGAGCGAGAACCUGCCAGUCUCACUGUCAAAAAAGUGACCUAUAUAGUGGACGUUGAUCCGCGCGACAGUCCAACAUGCAAAACCGAGUAUUCGUUACUACUGCGUAAGAAUGGAUCGGCGAGUCACGGCAUAAGUACAACAUAAGGAACGAUAGCGAAACACUUAUACGUCUCAUCGUCAUCGUAUUUAUUAUUGACGCGACUCUCGUUAAGUCGACAUAGGAAACAUCGGACGGUGUGAAGUGUAAAUAAUUAGAUUAAGAUUAUAUUAUAAAGCUAGUAUUAUUACCAGCGCGUAUAUCGCUCAUUCGGCAUCUCUGGGAAAUGCUUGUACCUUUCUAUCUUCCGGACGAUUUUCGGACACACGCAGUAUCCAGGCAAGCAGGAAAAUCUACCAACUUUUCUGUUAUAUACCCGUUUCCUAUUUUCUUUUAUUCUUGUUUUAUUUUUCAGCAGUAUUCUCGAUACUGUUAGGGUUUAGUCAAUUCUGAAUUAUAAAUCUUAGAGUUAUAACAUAAUAUAUGUAAAUGUUUGAAUCAUAAAAUUCUGAACAAUAUAUGAAUAAUAUGUUCUGAAGUGAGCAAAACGUAUAUAAAAUUUACACAAAAUUAUUAUUAGGCUACGAAGAACUAGCUCUAACUGAUAAUCGGUAUAUUCAUAUUUGAUUACAAGUUCGCAAUGUAUAGUACCAGCAAAGUGUGUCAGAAAACCGCUUACACCAAUUACGUCGCCAAACAUGAUGGAGCACCCAUUCACUGUCCGCAUAGCAUGUAUUCGAUAAACAUUUACUCGAUCAUCGUACAAGCGUUUCUCCGAACGUAGCCAUUGCGACGCGCGCGAGGAUAUUGCUAUAAAAUCUAAAAGCCACAUAUAUUAGACCAGCCUUUGUGAUAGAUAUUUAUUCUAGAGUUAUUGCGUAGGCGGCUAUUUAUGGAUUCAUGCAGAGAGAAGAAAAUGUCAGAACGGAAAUAUGUCAUUUUAUUCUGGAAAAACGCAAUAGCGAACGGAUGGAUGUAUAUUUAUGCACCAAAGCGUCGAUUUUAGGUACUUGUUUACCCCCUUACUUCGCAGUCGCACGCGACGCCGAAUCGCUAAAUAUUCUGAAUUAAUUUAAUUCGUUUACUUGAUCAAAAUGUUGCUCACUACUAAUAGAUACAUUGUGUUCCAGAUAUGUAGGAUCUUUAGCUUUCGUAGGCAUUUUCGUUAGUAUUAAUAUCAACUAAGUUGAAACGCAUACGACAUGAGAGACUUUACGGAUAAUCUUCCACAUACUAUUACGUAGUUUACGUUGUUUUUAGGAUUUGAGUAGCGUGGGGUUCUCGAGGUUCUUCAAUAUAUUACGGAAGAUGUAAAAAUUUAUUUCUGUUAUCCAUCGUGAUUUCUAUAUUUGCAUACUGAAGUCUGAUUACGAGACACGUAUAAAUUAAACAAGUCUUUAUUUCACGACAAUGUACAAACGUUAUUUUGUAUCGAUGUUUUUAUUGCAAUGUCUCAUUUUAUUUAAUUUUGUCAGUUUAAAGUAUAUUUGAAUUAAUUGAUGCGUCGUUAUAAGAUAAAAUUGGUACAGUUAAUAUUAAUAGCUUUCUCGUAGUAUACUUGUGAGUUUUGACUUAGGAAUAUUUCGAUUAUUUUGAUAUGUACGUUCUAAAAUUAUAACUGAUUGUGAGUAAGAAACUUUUUGAAGAAAAUUUAAAAAGAGCGGUGAGAAGAAAAAGAGAGAGAAUGUUGCUUAGUCGAAAGAUACGAACGCGAUAAUGCGUAAGUGAUUACUACGAAAGUAAAAAUUUAAACGAUUGCCUUUACUGCACCAGGCGGGUAUUAUUGGGAGAAAACUUUCGCGGUAUAUAUAAUCCAUAUAUUUUUCUAUGACCUAUAUAUUGCAAAAGAAGAAUUGAAAAAUCGCAUGAAAUUCGCACAAGACGAAGAGCCAGUACUACUACUUAAUUAACCGCAAACUCGCGCGACUCCUUCCACGAGUUAUUACUCUUUAUUUAUACAAGUGUCUGAUACGCGCAGAGUAUGAUGUGCUCAUUACAAGUAAAAUUCAAGUAUUGUAUAAAGUAAAAAUAGUCUGUAAUAUUCCACUUAUUUGUGUAACUCGUAAUUGUAUAUGUUUAAAUGAUAUGCGAGAGCAGUUUCGAGUAGACCGAGGGGGAAAAAACUGAGGACAUAUACGUUUCAUUAAUGUAGUCUGUGUAGAGUUUUUUUUCUCCUUACUGGUAACGAGUAUUAAAUUAUAUAGUCAACAAAGAGAGAGAGAGAUGCUCUAUUGCGACAUGGUUUUUUUGGCUUGUGCCCGUGUGAUACACCAAAUAAGGCAUCUGUUUCUCAUUCAGUAUUUUCCUUGUUGUUAUAUAGUAUUGUGUACAAAUACAAGUAAUCAUCUACAAUGUA